GGGUCAAUAAGCAAAUUGGCUAAAGAUCAAUAAUAAGCCAAAGAGCCAGCUGAAACCCAAAGGGCCAAAGGCAUCUCUGGUCGGGAAAAAGAAAAAAGAAAUGGCGAGCUGCUCUCUCCGUCGUAUGGGCAGCCAAUCACAUAGAUUGAUAACCAAUAGCCGGCGUGGAUUAUCAACAGAAUCUUCUUUAUCAGUUGAAUACAAAUCCGGUGAGAUCGGCACUGUUUCCGGUAUCCCCAAUGAACAUCUUCAACGCAGGGUUCUUAUAUAUUCGCCUGCUCGAACAGCGUCACAGCAAGGAGCUGGUAAAGUUGGAAAGUGGAAGAUCAAUUUCUUAUCCACACAAAAAUGGGAAAAUCCAUUGAUGGGGUGGACAUCCACAGGGGAUCCGUAUGCGAACGUUGGCGACGCUGCACUCGGCUUCACUAGUGAAGAAGAUGCAAAAGCAUUUGCCGAAAGACAUGGUUGGGACUAUACGGUUAAGAAGCACCACUCACCCCUUCUAAAGGCAAAGGCAUAUGCUGACAACUUCAAAUGGAAGGGAUUACCAAAAACACAAGAGAAUUGAUGAACGGAUCAAGUCUGAGCUUAUGUUUUGGUGCUGGAAUAGCCUUCUUUGAUUUCAAUAAAUCAGACAGUUUGGUGUACUUUUCCUAAUUUCUUUGCACUUUGUACGGCAAAUCAUGGUACAAAACAUUUAUACUUUUGAACGAAUUUUCUGUUCUUGUAACAUCAUUGGCAUAAAUCAAUUCACAUAGCACCUGAAUCAGUUUCCAUCCA
Molecule: messenger RNA, 780 nt
Organism: Erigeron canadensis
Lineage: Eukaryota; Viridiplantae; Streptophyta; Magnoliopsida; Asterales; Asteraceae
Product: NADH dehydrogenase [ubiquinone] iron-sulfur protein 4, mitochondrial-like
Exons: 5
Coding region: 101-568 (155 amino acids)
Biological process (GO): electron transport chain
Source: RefSeq, a predicted model, not a curated record